AUGUACCAAUUUCUUUGUCGACGACGAAGCGCAGUAGCGAAAUUUUUCAUAUUUGCUGUUUUUGGUAUUGUUUUGUAUAACGAAUGGUUCAUAUAUUCCGUACAGCCAAUUUAUUGGCUUGAUAUGGAGUGUCCGAAGGAUGAUAUAUCGUGUACCAAGAUAAUGUUUAUUGCGGACCCUCAAAUACAAGGCGAAAUGGAUGUAGCCCCGCCUUUGAGUUAUCUUUUUAACUGGGAUAGUGAUAGGUACUUGAAAUCAACAUUUAGAGAAGCAUUGAAAUAUUUCAAGCCCAAUGUUCUUGUGUACCUCGGUGAUUUAAUGGAUGAAGGAUCUAUUUCUUCCAUGGUACAGUUCCAUGCUUAUGUAAGGCGCUUGUCUGACAUAUUUGAGGUUUCCUAUCCUGUUAUACAAGUAUGGCUUCCGGGCGACAACGACAUUGGGGGUGAGAAUGAACCAAUUCGCAAAGACAAACUUGAAGAAUUUCAUGCAGUGUUUGACCAGCCCUCAGUCAUCACAUACAAAAAUGUCUCAUUUUACAAAGUUAACGGCAUCACGCACAGCUAUCCGCAGGCUUCCGAAGACGACAAUGGUUACAGAAUAGUAGUUUCCCACUAUCCAGUACUGUGGAGAUCUGUCUUUGGAAAGCAGGUGCACGAUGCCAUACGGCCCAACGUAUAUUUCUGCGCGCAUGAGCACAAAUCCAAAUACGUCGUCAAAGACCGCGACUGGAGAAACAUUGCCGCAAGGCCGAUCACAUCGCACGAUAGUGUGAUGGAGGUCGCAAGCGGUGGUGAAAAUGUCUACGAGAUUUAUGUCCCCACCUGCUCUUACAGGAUGGGCACCAGCACCAUAGGCUACGGUGCAGCCAUUCUUGUUAACAACAACAAUAUGCUGCGCUACGGAGUGCUUUGGUCACCGUUGAGAUUUACCGCUCUUUUUGCGUACGCCAUUCUAGCUGUUUGUUCGAUGCCGCCUACAUUUUCCGGUGGACUCACCAGCGCGGUUUGUGGCAGAAACGGAGCCUUACGACGACGAUUUAACUCAGAUGGAGGAGGAGAGACCUACAAAGCGACCAUGCAUAGAAGGAAAUCUCCAAAAUUACAC
Iphiclides podalirius (scarce swallowtail) is the source of this 1104-nucleotide messenger RNA. NCBI's taxonomy places the organism in Eukaryota, Metazoa, Arthropoda, Insecta, Lepidoptera, Papilionidae. The record is from the annotation of a GenBank genome assembly.